CUUUCUUAUCUCUCUCUUGAGCUGUCUCUCUGUUGUCAUCUUUCUUUCUCUCUCUCUCUCUCUCUCUAACACUCACUCUAUCACUCAUUUUUACUCUCUUCUUCAGGCAGACGAGCUUAAAACAGCUUUACUGUUUUUCUCUCUCUAAACGCAAAAACCCUAAACACUACUCAAAACCCUAACGACAGACCUUAGAUCUACUCUACAUUUCGCCUAUUAUGCACUAAGAAGUUCAACUAUAUAAAAAUGUCCAACACCGACCCGAAAACCCGACCCAAGCCUGGUCCAUGGCCUCCUGCGCCUGAAUCCUCCCCAAUGCCGCCUUCUUCUUGGGCUAAGAAAACUGGGUUUCGACCCAAGUUCUCCGGAGAGACCAAUGCUAGCGAUUCCGGGCAGAUUUCUCUCCCCCCGAAGCCCAAAGAACCGUCCGAUAACCAGCCCGAUCUUGAAGCGGGCCGGGUGCGCCCAGCAGCCACUACCACCACAACCAACACCAACAACAACAACACGAUGACCACUACUACACCAUUGCCAGCUGCGGUGAAUGGCACUGUAACGGGUGUGGCAGCUGACAAUAAAGGUCAGACGGUGAAGAGGAGGAGGGACUCUGAUGGUGGUGGGGCCCCAAAGAAAGAGUCUGGUCAUGGAGCAAAUGGGCAGGGUCCGGCGGGCCCUACAGAGAGUACGAGACGAGUUGCGAGGAAUGACGAAGCGGUUGAUGUGUUGCCACAGCCUGUGGAGGAUGAUGGGUUCGUGGGAAGGCAUUCUCAUAUGAAGUAUGAACUAAGAGACACACCUGGGCUUGUUCCCAUUGGGCUAUAUGGGUUCCAGCAUUACCUGUCAAUGUUAGGUUCAUUGAUUCUCAUUCCACUCGUCAUAGUUCCUGCAAUGGGGGGCUCUUAUGAGGAUACUUCAAUAGUGGUGUCAACGGUGCUAUUUGUUACAGGAGUGACCACACUUUUGCAUACAUCUUUUGGGUCAAGGUUGCCUUUGAUACAAGGCCCGUCAUUUGUUUUCCUUGCUCCAGCAUUAGCAAUAAUAAAUUCCUCAGAGUUCCAAGGACUGAGUGGAAAUAAUUUCAAACAUAUUAUGAAGAAGCUACAGGGGGCUAUAAUUAUUGCUUCAGCGUUCCAAGCAUUACUUGGAUAUAGUGGAUUGAUGUCAUUAAUUUUGAGGUUGAUCAAUCCUGUGGUUGUUGCCCCAACUAUUGCGGCCGUUGGACUCUCAUUUUAUAGUUAUGGUUUUCCACUAGUUGGUACCUGCCUUGAGAUUGGUGCAGUGCAGAUAUUGCUGGUUAUUAUUUUCUCUCUUUACCUCCGUAAGAUAUCCGUUCUAGGUCAUCGUGUAUUUCUCAUUUAUGCGGUUCCAUUGGGUCUAGCAAUCACAUGGGCAGCUGCGUUUCUUCUGACUGAAGCAGGAGCCUACAGUUACAAAGGUUGUGAUGCAAAUAUUCCAGCAUCAAAUAUUAUAUCUGACCACUGCAGAAAACAUGUUUCCAGGAUGAAGCACUGUCGAGUGGAUACUUCUCAUGCAUUGAAAUCUUCCCCAUGGUUUAGGUUUCCAUAUCCCUUACAAUGGGGUACUCCUGUCUUCGAGUGGAAAAUGGCCCUUGUUAUGUGUGUGGUGUCCAUUAUUGCAUCUGUGGACUCGGUUGGCUCAUAUCAUGCAUCAUCUUUGUUGGUGGCAUCUAGACCUCCAACUCCAGGUGUUCUUAGUCGAGGGAUUGGCCUUGAAGGACUUUCUAGUGUCUUGGCUGGUCUUUGGGGUACUGGAACUGGCUCCACAACUCUGACUGAGAAUGUGCAUACUAUUGCUGUGACUAAAAUGGGAAGCCGCAAAGCAGUGGAAUUAGGUGCAUGUGUUCUGAUUCUUUUAUCUCUUAUAGGUAAAGUUGGAGGGUUUAUUGCUUCAAUUCCUGAAGUAAUGGUUGCUGCUCUUCUUUGCUUCAUGUGGGCAAUGCUUACAGCACUAGGACUGUCAAAUCUACGGUAUAGUGAGGCAGGAAGCUCUCGGAAUAUCAUCAUAGUAGGGUUAUCUUUAUUUUUUUCACUUUCUGUGCCGGCAUAUUUUCAGCAGUAUGGCAUCUCCCCAAACAGCAACUUGUCUGUUCCAAGUUAUUUUCAGCCUUACAUUGUUGCCUCUCAUGGACCAAUCCGCAGUAAAUAUGGAGGGUUGAACUACUUUUUAAACACAUUACUAUCCUUACACAUGGUAAUUGCAUUCCUAGUUGCUGUUAUCCUGGACAACACGGUACCUGGCAGUAGGCAAGAGCGUGGGGUGUAUGUAUGGUCAGAACCGGAGGCAGCAAGGGAACCUGCUGUUACCAAAGACUACGAGUUACCAUUCAGAGUCGGCCGAGUUUUCAGAUGGGUGAAAUGGGUUGGGUUAUGAGAGACCAAAGAAGAUACUUGGUGUGCUUGCCAUCAUUGCUCGUGGAGCUCCUAUUGAGGGCAGAAGAUUGUGCUCAUUACCUUUUGAUUCUAGGUGUAAGUCCCCUGAGCUCAUAUGGUAAAUAGCAGUGAACAAACUGAUUUUUCUCACACGGCUGAGUCUUCUUGGGACUACAGGUCUUAUAUAGAUGAGUUAUUUGUGUACAUUUGAAGAUCCGUAGGGAUCUAAUUGUGUUGUAAUUUUAAAUUAUGAAGAACAAUGUAUCUAGUUUUGAGUCGUUGAAAUUGUCCAGAGGGAGUUUCUAUGCUCGAGAGUGCUGAGAAUCCAUCCUCAUCUUGUAUAUCUUUUUUUCUCAAUCAUAUUCUUAAUCAGCUUCUUUUGCAAU
Messenger RNA from Jatropha curcas, 2776 nucleotides. RefSeq names its product nucleobase-ascorbate transporter 12 (gene NAT12). Gene Ontology annotation, cellular component: membrane. NCBI's taxonomy places the organism in Eukaryota, Viridiplantae, Streptophyta, Magnoliopsida, Malpighiales, Euphorbiaceae. Gene Ontology annotation, biological process: transmembrane transport. Gene Ontology annotation, molecular function: transmembrane transporter activity. The record is from RefSeq and is a predicted model, not a curated record.